CAUGAAAUUUGGAACGCGACAGCCUCGUUGUCAAAAAAUAGAUUGCAUCAGCUCAAUUUCCAACUUUUCCUCAAGUUUUCUGCGAAAAGAAGCUCUUUGGAUCAGAUUCCUGUGAAUUGAAAAAGAAUUAGAACAAAAAUUAUUCAAAAAUGGUGUUAACGUGCCGGUUUUACAAGCAAAAGUAUCCCGAGGUUGAGGAUGUCGUGAUGGUGAAUGUUCGUUCGAUCGCCGAAAUGGGUGCUUAUGUGCAUCUCUUGGAGUACAACAACAUCGAAGGCAUGAUUUUGUUGUCGGAAUUGUCGCGUCGUCGUAUCCGUUCGAUAAACAAGUUGAUCCGUGUCGGCAAGACAGAGCCCGUUGUCGUAAUUCGUGUCGACAAGGAAAAAGGUUACAUCGAUUUGUCAAAGCGACGUGUCAGUGCGGAAGAUGUCGAAAAGUGCACAGAACGAUUUUCCAAGGCGAAAGCUGUCAAUUCCAUCUUGCGACACGUCGCCGACAUCCUCAAAUUCGAGAGCAACGAGCAACUGGAAGAGCUGUACCAAAAGACGGCGUGGUAUUUCGAGGACAAAUACAAGAACAAAGCAGCUGCUUACGACGUCUUCAAGCAAUGCGUUUUGGAUCCUUCCGUUUUGGACGAAUGCAAUUUGGAGGAACGCACAAAAGAGGUGCUCAUGAGCAACAUUAAGCGAAAACUCACAUCGCAAGCGGUCAAAAUUCGCGCCGACAUCGAAUGCGCUUGCUACGGAUACGAAGGUAUUGAUGCCGUGAAGACCGCGUUGCGUGCCGGCUUGGAAAUGUCGACGGAAGAGCUGCCAAUUAAAAUUAAUCUCAUUGCGCCGCCGCUGUAUGUCAUGACGACAUCGACGCCCGAGAAGGCUGACGGCUUAAAAGCACUCGAAAUGGCGAUUGAAAAAAUCAAGGAAACGAUCACGGGACUCGGGGGUGUCUUUAAUACGCAAAUGGCGCCGAAAGUUGUGACAGCAACGGAUGAAGCCGACUUGGCACGACGAAUGGAGAAGGCUGAGUUGGAAAAUACGGAAGUUGCGGGCGACGACGAUGACGAAGAAAAUGAGGAAGGCAUGAAGUUUGAUGGCGAUGCUGGAGAUAAUGGCAAGGAGGGCGAUAGUGAGGAAGGAGAAGAAGAGGAAGAAUAAAUUGUUGAGUGAGUUUCGCGCUUUUUUUUUA
Molecule: messenger RNA, 1185 nt
Organism: Culicoides brevitarsis
Lineage: Eukaryota; Metazoa; Arthropoda; Insecta; Diptera; Ceratopogonidae
Gene: eIF2alpha
Product: eukaryotic translation initiation factor 2 subunit 1
Exons: 3
Coding region: 150-1154 (334 amino acids)
Biological process (GO): translational initiation
Cellular component (GO): eukaryotic 48S preinitiation complex; eukaryotic translation initiation factor 2 complex
Molecular function (GO): RNA binding; translation initiation factor activity; ribosome binding
Source: RefSeq, a predicted model, not a curated record